AUGUUCGGUUUCGAGGAUAACCUGCUCCACAAGCUUGCUAAGGUUACCAACCUCCUUACCUCCAACCACAUGCAGGAGCGCUACUGGCCCGUUCACGCCCCCGAUGUUGGCAAUGCUCUGGAGCGUAUGCUUCACGAUGACUCCACUGCUGGUCAGACUUUCGAGCUUUACGGUCCCAAGGAAUACUCUACUGCCGAGAUUGCCGAGCUGGUUGACCGUGAAAUCGUCAAGCACCGCCGUCACAUCAACGUUCCCAAGCCGAUCUUGAAGCCUGUGGCCCACUACCUAAACAAGCUGCUCUGGUGGCCCAUUAUCUCGCCUGACGAGGUUGAGCGGGAGUUCAUUGACCAGGUGAUCGACCCCAAUGCUAAGACCUUCAAGGACUUGGGCAUUGAACCUGUUGAUCUGGCCACCCUUACUUUCCACUACCUGUUGGGUUACCGUAGCGCUUCGUACUACGAUCUGCCUCCGGCCACGGAGCGGGAGAGACAGGAGGAGAAGAAGUAUCUGCACGUCUUGGACGACCAGUAG
Aspergillus oryzae RIB40 is the source of this 531-nucleotide messenger RNA. RefSeq lists its product as uncharacterized. NCBI's taxonomy places the organism in Eukaryota, Fungi, Ascomycota, Eurotiomycetes, Eurotiales, Aspergillaceae. Gene Ontology annotation, molecular function: protein-containing complex binding. The transcript is spliced from 3 exons. The coding region runs from base 1 to 531 and encodes 176 amino acids. The record is from RefSeq and is a predicted model, not a curated record. Gene Ontology annotation, cellular component: mitochondrion.